AUGGAUGAGCGUUGGGGAAGAAAGCAGCCGGACUCAACGGUCCAAACCGUUGACGAAACUGCCUUGAAAUACUAUAGAGAAGACUCUGUAUUAAAGCCCGCCUCUGUUCAUGUCCAUACCGACGACUGGCCCUGUUUUCUACUUACCAGCGCUACGAUAUUCCACAAGGAUGGCACCUUGGCAAACCUGCUGCAUGUUGAUUUGGAAGGUCCCUUGAUUGUUCGUGGAAAGCUCGAAAUCGAAAAGGAUCAGGAAAGAUACCUUAUCAAUCGACACAUGAAGAACCGUUCACCAUAUAUCCAACUUCAGGAUACAUUUUCCUUUUCGAUCGGCCUUAAAGCAGAUAGGCCUCCCAUGCCGGUUCUGUGGGCUAGUGGCGUAGCAGGUUGGUAUGAGAUUGUUCCGUCUGAUUCGUAUAAGGACAUAUGCAACAUCAUGUUUCAGGGCAUUUCUCUUCACUAUGCGAUACUAGAUCAGUAUGAAGCUGCACUAGAGAAGCUUCAAAAGACAAAGAAGAAUAGGAAUAAGACACUUAGUGACGUCAAGUUGGUCUUGGACGACGUUCUCAUUAAGUAUGCAGUGAACGUCGGCGAUGGUAUCACGUCUGCCGAGGCCUCGCAACGAAUCAAAGAUCAGGCUAUUUUCUUACUUAGUCAUUUUCCUAAGGACACUGAAUUCCAUCGUACCUUGGCAGAAAAAUACCCUGAUAUUGUGCAACAACUUGCUGCAAAGGAGUCCAAUGAUGCUAGGGCAGCUACUAGCUCAGAACCUAGCACCCUAGUCGCAGUUCCCUAUCAAGAUCAAGAUCAAGAGAAUUCUAGUUCUCUGGAAGUCACCAACAGUAAGAUAACCGAUAGCGAGGCUUUCGAACGUCAAGUGGCUGAGACAAUAGAGGCUUCGAAACGUCUAUCAGUACAGCCUACUGCGGUCAGACGGGAGCUACCUGUGAAUACCCUACCUGAGCCUGCCAAUAAUUCUGACCCUGAUUUAAUUGUGGUUGGGUUCCGCACCAAAUACAACCGGCCAAGAGAAUACCAUAACUUGGACAAACAACUCGACCCACGCUCAUUUGGGGAACCCAGUGCAGCAGUAUCUGCAAUCAUUGGAGUCUUGCAAGAUUGCAGGCAGAACUUACUAUCAGGUGAUAAGACAAAGCACCCCGAUGUGGCGACUGCCAGCUUCUGGCACCAUAAACUUUAUCGUGAAUUAAGUGUCCAAAAGCCUCGUGCACUAGCUCAGGUUUGCAUUUACCACGCCCGGGAUCUUUUGCGUUUCCUUGGACCAGAGUGGCACUCCAGCGUAUUUUACACGUGGCUGGAGGAAAACGUUGACGUAGCACCUAAGUUCGACGAUUUAUCUGAAGAGCGGAUGAAAAAUAUUGUCAGACGCAAGAAGAAAAAUCAACCUUCCCACACCAAUCAAUCUUCCCACACCAAUCAAUCUUCUCACAACAAUCAAUCUUCUUACGAGGACCAACGUCACGAAGAUCAACCUUACGAAGAUCGACCUUACGCAAACCAAUCUUCUGUCCUAAACCAACCAUCGCAAGCAACUUCAUCUUCCUACUCAGGUCGUAUUCCUCGCGCAACUCGUCCUUCUUACUUGGAUCAACCCUCCAACGAGCUUCUAGACGCCAUGGAGUAUCAGGAGGAGCAGGAGUAUCAGGAGGAGCAGGAGUAUCAGGAGGAGCAGGAGUAUCAGGAGGAGCAGGAGUAUCAGGAGGAGCAGGAGUAUCAGGAGGAGCAGGAGUAUCAGGAGGAGCAGGAGUAUCAGGAGGAGCAGGACCAAGGACAACAACCCCCCAAUAGGGCUCGCACCGGCGGUAAGGUAGCAGGCCUGCGUCCUUCUAUUGGAGGCAAGAAACGACUACUACAGGAUUUCGGCCUUGGCGAUGAAAUGGAUAUUGACGAGGAUCAGGAUGUGCCGCAGAAGAAUGCAUCUAAGAAGUCACGUUAUUCUUCUAUGGGGGACAACCACGAUGAGCACGACAAGGAACGUGCGGCAACUACUUCAUCAGGCAACGAAUACAACGCAGAAGAUGAAGAUGCUUUGGCUGCCGGCACAGGUGACCAUCCAACCAAGCCUCUGAAGCCCAAUAGAAAUGGUGUGGACGAUGCAUGGUAUUGCGAAAUGCGUGGCUGCGACUUUAUCGUUCACGCUGACAACGAAGAAGAGGCGGAAGCCCUUAUCAUGCCCCAUUAUGAAUUGCAUCAUAAGGAUGCUCGAACCAAGAUAUACGCAGCUAAGAGGUCGUAUAUUCAGAACGUAAUCCUCGAGGAGUCCUACAUAGCAGGUGGUGCCCCCGUCGGCAAUUUACUUGACAAGCUCAGCGGAUGGUCUGCCAAUCGAGUGAGACUCGACGAAGAAAGAUGCAAGAAGAGACUAGAGGCAGAGCGUCGAAUUCGCAGGUCGAAGCCUCAAGGACAGAAGUCGCAACUUGAAGGCCAGGCAACACAGCUUCAAGGUCAGGAGAUGCAAUUUCAUAACCAGGAGAUGCAAUUUGAUACCGAGGCAGUGCCGAAGCCUAAGGAGCGCGACACCCUACAAUAG
Molecule: messenger RNA, 2550 nt
Organism: Daldinia childiae
Lineage: Eukaryota; Fungi; Ascomycota; Sordariomycetes; Xylariales; Hypoxylaceae
Exons: 5
Coding region: 1-2550 (849 amino acids)
Source: RefSeq, a predicted model, not a curated record